AUGUUGACCUCGUUCGUGAUGUCAAGCGAGUUCCUUCACCCUCCGUACACUGACCGCGAGCGGUCGACGCCAGAGCUCGAGGCGAAUGUGGGCCAAUUGAUCGCUGCGUUUCGCCAAGCGUCGCUGCCCAUCGUCCACGUCCACCACCACGACAAGGCGCCCGGGUCAUCGUUCAGUCCCGAAACGAGCCCUACCGGAGUCCUUCCACAGACGUACGUGACGCCGCUGCCCCACGAGCCUGUCGUGAUCAAGCAUGUGACGUCGGGCUUCAUCGGCACCAACUUGGAGAAGUUGUUGCGAUCGAACCAGUGGGAUGUGCUUGUGGUCGUCGGUAUGUCAACGGUUCACUGCGUCAGCACGUCGAUCCGAGCGGCGAGCAACUUGGGAUUCCAAGUUUAUGUCCCACACAACGCUUGUGCGACGUUCAACAGUGCUGCAGCUCCUGGCAGCAAGGUCGCCACCUCGUUUGACGCUGAUACGAUGCAGGCCGUCGCGCUCGCGGAGCUCCAUGACGAAUUUGCGACAGUUGUGUCCACGGAAAGCGUGUUGAAAGCUCUUCGCUCGUAG
Aphanomyces invadans is the source of this 567-nucleotide messenger RNA. RefSeq lists its product as hypothetical. The coding region runs from base 1 to 567 and encodes 188 amino acids. NCBI's taxonomy places the organism in Eukaryota, Oomycota, Saprolegniomycetes, Saprolegniales, Verrucalvaceae. The transcript has 2 exons. The record is from RefSeq and is a predicted model, not a curated record.